AUGCGAGAAACCGGAUGCAAAAAAAAAAAAGCGUUUUUCGAUCCGAUUGAGACACACGACGCUAGCGUCACGGGAAUUUCCUGGGAACAACUUGUUAGCUCCUCGAAUUCGUCCAACGUGACGAGCAUUUGGGUCACUCAGAGCAUCAUUAGGUCCAGGGAUCUGAGCUGGGUUCCUUUUUUGGAUCGACUCAUUAAAGAUUUCUCACAAGAGAACCAGGUUUUGGUGAGCAAUGACAUACAUGGAAGCGGGCUGUUCGCAGAAUUGGAAAGCCGAAUGUGCGGCUUAUCAGGACAUUUAGAAUUGCAGAGACUUCGCACCAUGAAGCGGAAUCUGUUUAUGACUUCAAUAUGUAUCAAGUGUUGUUUCCUUAGCUGCAACCCUACAAAGCCAUGGUUACAGAAAAUAGACUUGAACGCUGCGGAUCACUACAAUGGAAAUUAUGUCAUUGCUAUAUUUAUCGGCACAAUCAAGGGAUUUCUACACAAAAGCAUGGUUGGAAUGAGAACAGUAUUUUUUUGCUUGAAAUAG
Messenger RNA from Lobosporangium transversale, 531 nucleotides. RefSeq lists its product as hypothetical. The transcript is spliced from 3 exons. The coding region runs from base 1 to 531 and encodes 176 amino acids. The record is from RefSeq and is a predicted model, not a curated record. Lineage: Eukaryota; Fungi; Mortierellomycota; Mortierellomycetes; Mortierellales; Mortierellaceae.